This is a messenger RNA of Desarmillaria tabescens, 1035 nucleotides long. Its product is annotated as PLC-like phosphodiesterase. The record is from RefSeq and is a predicted model, not a curated record. The coding region runs from base 1 to 1035 and encodes 344 amino acids. The transcript has 8 exons. NCBI's taxonomy places the organism in Eukaryota, Fungi, Basidiomycota, Agaricomycetes, Agaricales, Physalacriaceae. Gene Ontology annotation, biological process: lipid metabolic process. Gene Ontology annotation, molecular function: phosphoric diester hydrolase activity.
AUGCGGCUCUUUCUUUUCGCCACGAUCUUUUCCAUAGGCUUGUCGGUAUUGGCAGCGCCUACGAAAAGAGCAUCUGUAUGUAAUGGACGCGCAGAGCUGUGCAACCGAGGUUAUGGAAAUGUCACGUUCCUGAGUUCGCAUGAUUCAUUCGCAAUCAGCGAGGACAUUUUCGCUCUUGCCAGAACUCAAGAACUUGAUCUUCCCGGGCAAUUAGAUCUUGGUGUUCGUAUGUUGCAAGCCCAAUCUCACAUGUCUGUAUCCAUAAAAACCCACCCUGCACUUGAUACCCUGACGUCUUAUACAGGGAUGGCGAUGAUUUCAAGUUUUGCCAUACGAGUGAGCCUCCGAGCAUAUACCUCCAUCGAUACAACUCACGUCAUCUAUUGCUUGGCAGGUUGCAGUUUGUUCGAUGGCGGUCUUGUCGUCGACUACCUGAAGACUGUCAAGACUUGGUUGGAUAAUAAUCCUAAUGAAGUUCUGACUUUCCUUUUCACCAAUCCCGAGGGUCUAUCGCUUACCGAUGUAUGGAAACCUGCAUUCGAUGAGGCAGACAUAACCGAUCUGGCUUAUGUACCUCCCACAAAGCCCAUGAAGCGCGGAGAUUGGCCUACGCUAGGCGAAUUCAUCAAUAGUGGCAAACGCGUCAUCGUUUUCUUGGAUUAUGGUGUCGAUGAUAGCGUGGAUUUCAUCCUCUCAGAAUUCACAAUGGCAAGUCCCUUGCUCUGGGAACCACCUUUCAGCGUGACGGAUAGUACCUUCCCAUGUAGCGUUAACAGAAUUUCCGGUCCUCUUUCGACGGUGGACCACUUGAACAUGCUUAACCACAAUCUGAACAUCAACAUCAUUCCCAUAGGCGACGGUGUUCUCAUUCCCGAUUUUGCAGCCGCAUCGAAGACCAAUAGUCUCAGCUCUAUCCUUGCUAACGCAUACGGUUGUUCAGGUUUGGCCGGUGGUGUUGCUCCCAACUUCGUCAUGCUUGACUUUGUCAACAUUGGCCAUGGAUUGGACGCGGUCAACCUGCUUAAUGGCUUCUGA